Scleropages formosus (Asian bonytongue) is the source of this 619-nucleotide messenger RNA. It is a transcript of the gene lsm6, whose product is annotated as LSM6 homolog, U6 small nuclear RNA and mRNA degradation associated. Lineage: Eukaryota; Metazoa; Chordata; Actinopteri; Osteoglossiformes; Osteoglossidae. Gene Ontology annotation, biological process: maturation of SSU-rRNA; mRNA splicing, via spliceosome. Gene Ontology annotation, cellular component: sno(s)RNA-containing ribonucleoprotein complex; U6 snRNP; U4/U6 x U5 tri-snRNP complex. Bases 184 to 426 code for a protein of 80 amino acids. Gene Ontology annotation, molecular function: RNA binding. The record is from RefSeq and is a predicted model, not a curated record. The transcript is spliced from 4 exons.
AACUGUCAUUUGUUGGUCGUACUGUUUGUCCCUCAGUUCGUACCGUAGGCAAUAGAACAAUAUAAACCGGGGAUUCUAACAGCGCGUCGUUUUAGGUUGUAAGGAGGGUAGUGCGCGGUGUUACCAACUGUAAGUGCUGCAUCUUCUUGGCUUAAUUUCUGUUUUCGGCUGCAAUCGCACAGAAUGAGUCUCCGAAAGCAAACUCCGAGUGACUUCUUGAAGCAGAUAAUUGGGAGGCCAGUGGUGGUGAAACUGAACUCGGGGGUGGAUUACAGAGGAGUCCUGGCCUGCUUGGACGGCUACAUGAACAUUGCCGUGGAGCAGACGGAGGAGUACGUCAACGGCCAGCUCAAGAACAAGUAUGGGGAUGCCUUCCUCCGGGGCAACAAUGUGUUGUACAUAAGCACCCAGAAAAGGAAGAUGUGAUGAAGCUGAACUUUUUUUUAGAACCUGUGGAUUAUUUUUAUUUUUUUCUAUAGUGUUGACUGUUGUGAGUUUCAGAAGACAUUUUUGAUUUUGUAUUCACUGGAAUAAUCCAAUAAAUAGUUUUUGUUCUGUAAUACCUGAUAUCAUGGAUGCUUCUGAGUUACUGGCUUGCCUUUUCAUUUAAAAAAAAAGA